Peromyscus eremicus (cactus mouse) is the source of this 681-nucleotide messenger RNA. RefSeq names its product olfactory receptor 7G2-like. Gene Ontology annotation, biological process: G protein-coupled receptor signaling pathway. Bases 1 to 681 code for a protein of 226 amino acids. The transcript has a single exon. The record is from RefSeq and is a predicted model, not a curated record. Gene Ontology annotation, molecular function: G protein-coupled receptor activity; olfactory receptor activity. NCBI's taxonomy places the organism in Eukaryota, Metazoa, Chordata, Mammalia, Rodentia, Cricetidae. Gene Ontology annotation, cellular component: membrane.
AUGGAACUGAAAAAUCAAACAGCACUUUCAGAAUUCCAUCUGCUUGGACUGACAGACAAUCACAAGCUUCUGCCCUUCAUUUUCACCAUGUUCCUCUCCAUGUAUCUGAUCACAAUUCUUGGAAACCUGCUUAUCAUCAUGGCUAUCAGCUCUGGGUCCCAACCACACACACCCAUGUACUUCUUCCUCUCUGUUCUGUCCAUUAAUGACAUUUGUUACAGUACAGUCACAAUCCCCAAAAUGCUGGUCAACAUACAAACACAGGAUGACAGCAUAAGUUACAUAGAAUGUCUCUCUCAAAUUUGCUUUGUUUCAGUUUUUGGUGGCAUGGAAAAUCUUCUCCUGGCAGUGAUGGCCUAUGACCGCUAUGUGGCCAUUUGCAAACCCCUGCAGUAUACAGUCAUCAUGAACCCUUUUUCCUGUGUCCUGAUGGUUCUAUUCUCCCUUUUCCUUAGUAUUAUGGAUGCACUACUCCAUAGUCUGAUGGUCCUGAGACUUUCCUUCUGCACAGAAGUAGAAAUCCCCCACUUUUUCUGUGAGCUUGCUCAGAUUAAUAAGCUUGCCUGUUCUGAUGCAUAUCUUAAUAAUUUCUUGAUAUUUGUUGCAGCUUUUGUCUUUGGAGGUGGUCCUGUUUGUGGAAUUGCUUUUUCAUAUAUUUACAUUGUUUCCUCAGUAUGGUGA